AGCAAUAGAGACCUUGUCGCCCUGGUCGUCCGCGCGCAAACUUUUUGACACACAGUAUCGGGACCUGCAGCGUUGUUGUCACCUCACCCUCACCGCCAAGCGCCCCAAGCUAGACGUCGUGCCCACUGACGCCGCCCGUCGCAGCCGCCGCCGCCGCACCGUCCUGCCCCACCAUCGUCUUUGCACCGACACAAGGCAGCUAACAAGACCACGUCCCUCAGCUCCGCCGACCCCUCGCCGGCACCUCGCACUCUCUCCUCACCCGCACGCGUACAGCUGCUCUCCGCCACCAAGAGAGGGAGGACACCACCUGGAAAGCUGUCUGGGAGCUCGUCCCGCGCGCAGCCAACAUGUCUGCCACCAUCCCCGAGCUCGACGCCACCGUGCGUUCCUUUUACGAGGGCCGCGGAGAGACGCAGAAGCAGGCACAAGCGACGCUCAAUCAGUUCAAAGAGAACCCGGACUCAUGGCUGCUAGUCGACCAGAUCCUCUCCGAGGCGCAAUACCCGCAGACCAAAUACUUGGGAUUGCAAGUGCUUGACAACGUGAUCAUGACCCGGUGGAAGGUCCUGCCACGCGAUCAAUGUCAAGGCAUUCGCAACUUCGUCGUUAACUUCAUCAUCUCGCUGUCGAACAACGAGGACCGAAGCCAGAUCGACCGCACCCUCCUCAACAAGCUCAACCUCGUCCUCGUAUCCGUUUUGAAACAAGAAUGGCCCCACAACUGGCCGACGUUUAUAAACGAGAUCAUCUCGGCGUGCCACAGCAGUCUGCCCAUCUGCGAGAACAACAUGGCAAUCCUCCGGCUGCUUUCAGAGGAGGUUUUUGAUUAUUCGGAGGACCAGAUGACGUCCCAGAAGCGACGAGAGCUCAAGCAGAGCAUGUGUGACGAGUUCACGUCCAUCUACCAGCUUUGCUCCGAGGUCCUUCGUACGGCCACCGAGGCCUCGCUCAUCAAGGCCACUCUCGAAACGCUCCUCCGCUUCCUCAACUGGAUUCCGCUAGGCUACAUCUUCGAGACUCCCCCGAGCGGUUCCAGCCUGAUCGAAACGCUGCGAAGCCGCUUCCUCGACGUGCCCGACUUCCGCAACAUCACGCUCAAGUGCCUGACCGAAAUCGCUGGCCUGCACACCGAAGCCGCUUACGAUGACAAGCUCGUCCAGAUGUUCACCGAGACCCUGACCGCCAUCGCAAAGAUCAUUCCCCUCACAUUAGAUCUCAAGAGCACGUAUGCACAGAGCAACGGCAGAGACCAGGAGUUUGUACAAAAUCUUGCCUUGUUUUUGACCAACUUCUUCACCAUGCAUUUGAACGUCAUCGAGAACCUCAUGAACCGCGAUUUCCUUACGCAUGGUCAUUUCUACCUUAUCCGCAUCAGCCAGAUCGACGACCGUGAAAUCUUCAAGAUUUGCUUAGAAUACUGGACCAAGCUCGUCUCAGAGCUGUAUGACGAGAUGCAGGCUUUGCCCAUCACCGAUGUGAACCCUCUUUUGAACAUGGGCAUCGCCGCGACCAACGGCGGUGCACGAGAUCCCGCUAUGCUCGCGAACUAUCCGUUGCGCAAGCACAAGUACGCUGAAAUCUUGUCCAACCUGCGCACCGUCAUGAUCGAGAAGAUGGUUCGUCCCGAGGAGGUGCUCAUUGUCGAGAACGAUGAGGGCGAAAUCGUUCGCGAGUUCGUCAAGGAGAGCGACACCAUUCAGCUGUACAAGUCGACGCGCGAAUGUCUCGUCUUCUUGACGCAUCUGGACGUUAACGACACCGAGCAAAUCAUGUCCGAGAAAUUAGCGCGCCAAGUGGACGGAACCGAAUGGUCGUGGGCCAACUGCAACACGCUCUGCUGGGCUAUCGGUUCAAUAUCAGGUGCCAUGAAUGAGGAGACCGAGAAGCGAUUCCUCGUUACCGUCAUCAAGGACCUCCUCGGUCUUACCGAGAUGAAGCGAGGAAAAGACAACAAGGCUGUCGUCGCGAGUAACAUCAUGUACAUUGUCGGACAGUAUCCUCGAUUCUUGAAGGCUCAUUGGAAAUUUCUCAAGACGGUCGUCAACAAGCUCUUCGAGUUCAUGCACGAGACCCACGAGGGUGUGCAAGACAUGGCUUGCGAUACCUUUAUCAAGAUUGCUAAUAAGUGCCGCCGACACUUCGUCGCGCUUCAGCCUGGGGAGACGGAGCCUUUCAUCGACGAGAUCGUUAGAAACCUUCGCAAGAUUACAGGAGAUCUGUCACCUCAGCAAGUACACACAUUCUACGAGGCAUGUGGUUACAUGAUCAGCGCCCAAGGUCAGAAGAGUAUGCAGGAGCGUCUCAUUCACGAUCUAAUGGCGCUACCUAAUGCAGCUUGGGACCAAAUCAUCUCACAGGCAAACCAAGAUCCCACCUCUUUGCAAGACGGCGAGGUCAUCAAGAUUGUGGGCAACAUCAUGAAGACUAACGUGGCGGCCUGUAGCUCGAUAGGCUCCUACUUCUACCCGCAAAUUGGGCGCAUCUAUUUCGACAUGCUCACCAUGUACCGUGCGAGCUCGUCGCUCAUUGAUGAGGCUGUAAAACGCGAAGGUAACAUUGCGACCAAGAUGCCGAGGGUCCGAGGAUUACGAACGAUCAAAAAGGAGAUCCUAAAGCUGAUCAACACGUACGUUGAGAAGGCAGACGAUCUGGAAAUGAUCCACAACAACCUUGUGCCGAAACUUCUCGAGGCUGUACUCCUUGACUACCGGGACAACGUUCCUGAUGCUCGUGAGGCUGAAGUCUUGAACAUGAUGACGACGAUCAUCAAUAAGCUACAUAGCUUGAUGGAAGAUCAAAUCAUGAACAUCAUGGACGCCGUCUUUGAAUGCACCCUCGACAUGAUCAACAAAGACUUCUCAGAGUACCCAGAACACCGAGUAGAGUUCUUCAAGCUGCUGAGGACGAUCAACCUCCGCUGCUUCCCAGCUCUGCUUCGCCUGGAUGCCCGGUCGUUCAAGUUCGUCAUCGACUCGUGCAUGUGGGCAAGCAAACACGAUAACCGCGAAGUCGAGAGCGCAGGUCUCUCCAUGUGCUUCGAGCUCAUCUCGAAUAUGUCCGAGACCGAGCCGCAGACGCGCAAUGGCUUCUUCCAGCAAUUCUUUUCGACAAUCCUGCAGGACGUAUUCUUCGUGUUGACCGACAGCGAUCACAAGGCAGGAUUCAAGUCGCAGUCCAUGCUUCUCGCGAAGAUGUUCUGGCUCGUAGAGUCGGGCAAAUUGGACGGCCCCAUCUACACCCCUGAUAUGGCGGCCGCAGGCACGUCAAACCACGAAUUCCUGCGAAACUUUGUCGGCAACCUGCUGUCGACCGCUUUCCCCAACCUCCAGACGGCACAAAUCGCGUCCUUCAUCGACGGCCUCUUCGCUACGAAUUCCGAUCUUGCGCGCUUCAAGACGAUACUGCGAGACUUCCUGAUCUCGCUCAAGGAGUUCUCCGGUGACAACGCCGAGCUUUUCGCCGAAGAGAAGGAAGCUGCCGCCGCCAAGGCAAAGGAGGAGGAACGACAGCGGGCAAUGAAGGUCGGAGGGUUGCUGAAGCCGUCGGACAUGGAGGACGAUGAGUUGUGACUUGACGAAGACCUACACCCGAAUACGGCAACGCGCACCCCGUUUGAUAGGGCCGACGCAAGUUCUGGAGUAGCAGGGGCGAAGGAGUCGGACGGACUCGACGGGUGGGAUAUAUACGGGCUAUGAGGGGGAAAGAUGACGUUGGAAAAGGCGGGAGAUGGCCGCGCGCCUUUGGAAGGGCGCACAUGUUGACGCGAGGUUUCUUUCGACGGCAGGGCUUUUGGGCUACAGACGAUGUUCAACUGCGUAUCAAUACCCACAGAUCCCUUGGAGGCGUUCUGACAGGGGCUUGCGUAGUCAAAAUAUAGGGAGGAGGUUGCAAGCCUCGCCAUGAUAUCCUAGGCACAAUCGAUGCA
Messenger RNA from Paraphaeosphaeria sporulosa, 3928 nucleotides. RefSeq lists its product as uncharacterized. Gene Ontology annotation, cellular component: nucleus; cytoplasm. The record is from RefSeq and is a predicted model, not a curated record. Bases 351 to 3572 code for a protein of 1073 amino acids. Lineage: Eukaryota; Fungi; Ascomycota; Dothideomycetes; Pleosporales; Didymosphaeriaceae. Gene Ontology annotation, biological process: ribosomal large subunit export from nucleus; ribosomal small subunit export from nucleus; protein export from nucleus. The transcript has 8 exons. Gene Ontology annotation, molecular function: small GTPase binding; nuclear export signal receptor activity.